UGCUGGAGGCGGAGCUUGCCCGGCUGCAGACGGAGAGGAAAACAAGCCGAGGAGCACCGGACACGGACGCGUCCCUUGCGAAGGUUUCCAAAUGGCAACGACAGCAGCGGACGAGCAGCGGGAACCGGAGGACGUGGCCGCGCUGUCGACCCACCACGGCUGCCACCUCAACAGCAACAACAACAAUAACAACAACAACAACAACAAAGACAGCGAGGCGGGAGAGAGCGCGACGGAGCCCGGCGGGACGGCGUCGCAGAGCAUCAGUAACGGCUCGGUCAUCAACCCCAGGGGGAGUAACGGGAAAUGGGUCCGGCUAAACGUCGGCGGCACCGUGUUCCUCACUACGAGGCAGACCCUCCUCAAAGAGCAGACCUCGUUCCUGUACCGGCUGUGCCAGCAGCAGGACCUGCACUCGGACACGGAUGAGUCUGGAGCCUAUGUGAUUGACAGAGACCCCACCUACUUCGGUCCCAUCCUCAACUACUUGCGGCAUGGCAAACUGGUCUACAACAAAGAGCUGGCUGAAGAAGGCGUCCUGGAGGAGGCGGAGUUUUACAACAUCACCCCACUGAUCAAACUGAUCAAGGACAGGAUCGUGGAGAGGGACUCCAAAGCCACACAGGUGCCCCCCAAGCAUGUCUACCGAGUGCUGCAGUGCCAGGAGGAGGAGCUCACCCAGAUGGUCUCCACCAUGUCGGACGGCUGGAAGUUUGAGCAGAUGGUGAACAUCGGCUCGUCGUACAGCUAUGGAACGGAGGACCAGGCUGAGUUCCUGUGCGUCGUGUCAAAGGAGCUCCACACUCCGGGAACUGGACUGGCUACGGAGCAGAGCCAUAAAACCAAGCCGGCGGAGAUGCAGGAGGAGGAGGAGGAAGCCCCUAAGGAGGAGGAGGAGGAGGAGGAGGGAGGGAGAGGUACCACGCCAAAUGAGUGGCUUAGAGAAUGAGGGAGUCAUGUUUCUUUGUUCCAAAGAGAGGCGGGAAUGGCUUUUCCAGAUCCAUGGGUCCCGGAUGUAGAAAUCCCAAGUUAUUUCUUUUCUCUGCGUAGUAGGACAUGGUAUAUAUGUGCGUCAAUGGACAGUCAUCAAAACAGAUUUGUAGCAUUAUCAGUUCAUUGACAAUAUGCCAGUUAGAAAGAUUACCAGAAAAAAAUAAUCCUAAUUCUCCCAGUCAGUCACAGCAAUAUCUUCAAAAAUAUUUUUCAGCAAAACUAAUUUUAUCAGUAGAAUUAAACCUGCUUUGGUGUGUGCUACCGCCAUAUAGUGGAGCUUAGUAAAAUAUAACCAAAGAUCCAGGUUGAAGCUGGCUGAACCAAACUAUGACGGAAAUUUUUUUACAUUGUCUUGUCUUCGUUACCCAGUGAGGAGCCGUUUCUGCGUCCCCGUGAUCUGAUAAACGACGCAAAAGAAUCAGAUCUCUGUGGUGCAUCUUUGGAUUAUUACAUUUCCUUUUGUUAACACCAUUGUUCCCACAGUCUGCUCGUUAUUUUGCACUUGAGGCAGAAGUUUCUAGAGAAUGAAAGCAGCCCUUCCGUGAUCCAACUAGCCGCUGACCGCUAACAUUUCAGCCAGCACCAACUUUACUUGGUCGUUAAGCUUAUGAGAAACAAUGACGGUCAUUUAAUUAUUUGUUGCUGUCAGUGUGAAAAUGGGGGAACACUGGUUUGAUAUUAUUGUGCACUGACUCAAGAGAAAGCAGAUCUUGGCAGCGUGCGCUGCAUACAAAGCAUACAAAAUCUUGUUUUUGUGUGUAUUUAGAGAUGGCUUUGAAUGCGAGUCACCGCACCUUCGGUUCUGAGUUGCAUCGAGUGCAUUGACCCGGGUCUGUCAGCUUGUUAUUUGCUCUCAGUGUGAACAUGGGUUAGCGCUGAUGGGUUGAUCUCAUGGUAUUAGAGGUCUGCUUAGCUAUUUCUUGUUUCAGUGAGCUCUGAAUUGACAGAGGAAAACGAUGUAGCUGUAGACAGACAAACCUCACGAAGGCUUCAUCUAGUUACAGACAGAAAACAGUCAAACCAUGUCCUGCGCUGAUGCACACCUGCAUCAACUCGUGCCGUUGCAUGCUCAGCAGAGUCGUCUUAGAAGAGUAGAGGGCAAGAUGGAGAGGGGGGGGAAAUGAGGACGAGAGGUUGAGACAGGAGAACGAGCUGUACCUCGGUUUUGUUAUAGUGAUGGUCACAUUAUGUUUUCUGUCAUUAUCUUUGCUUUUGAAAUAAGGAACAGCAGAUCUGCCGCAGUGCAGGUGUAUGAUUUGAAAAGGGUUUUGAGAAGCAGUCAUGACUUCUAACAGCCUCUAUUGGCCACUCGUAGGAACUGCACCACAGAUCAAAGUUUUAUCCCCCGCACAAGUCCGUCGCACACAACCCCUGUCAGUUUCUAUAACGCUGUGUCAUGAAAUGAAUUCAUUUCUAAGUGUCGUUGAGCAAAUUCACCUGCCAAAAGGUUUUGACAGCACAUUUAACGGGAACACUGUUGUUGAAUGCUUGAAAAAAACAGGGUGUUUUUAUCAGCAGGUAACAAUCUUGAAAUACUCUAAAUAGCCUAGAACACAUCUACGAUAGUCAUGUCUUAGCUUGUCAGAAAACAUUUAACAAGGCAAGAAUCAGGGUUUAUUUUGAAGCAUUUCUUGGAGGCAUAAAUAGCUAAAUAGUUCAUCUACAGCGAUGGGAGCCAAAAAAACAUUACAAUCCAAACAUUACAACAUAUCUAAGAUAUUUUACACUGUUGACAUUCCAAAUUGAAGUUGCUAUACAAUCCUAAUUAGCUAUACGAGAAAACAGCUGUCUAGAUAAGAUGAUUAACAGCAUUCCCACAUCCUGCAUAACAUGUUAUAAAAACAUUCCAUAUAACAACUGGGCACUGUAGUUUUUAGCUGACAUUACUCAAACUGGGGCAAAAUAUAGCAAUUUUCUGGGUUGUUUAUGGCCACAUAUAAAAACACAUAUGGUUGGAUAAUUUUAUAGUUGGUUUUGGUCUUUUUAUGGAAUUUGUUGACUUGAAGAAAAUAUGAAAUACCACGAGACUUGUCCUUUAAAGUUUGUCGAUAAAUCUGUCCUGGACUGACCCUAAAAACACUGCAGUUCUUUUGGCUUUGCGCGCUGAGGUUUUACCUCAAGCAGAGAGAUUAUUUCUGCCUCUGAAGAUUUCUGCAGCCAUAUUGAGCACUGGCUGUCAGCAGCUUAUGUCUGGACCCCCCACCCCACCUCCUGCUGUUUAGCUCCUGUGUAACACUGACUGACCAGCUUGGGCUGUUUUAUACAGUAGUACAAUAGGAAGUUAGAGUUUCAACUUUAGACAAUCAAGAAUUAAGGUCAUGGUUGGGGACUUUUUUUGAUAACAUUUUGAUAAUUACAUUGGAAGAAAAAAAACAGGCUGCAAAUACAACAUUGUGUGUUUGGGUGUGCAUUCAUAGGAUAAAAUGUCUCUUCCAUUUAACUUGUAAAAACAGAAACUGAUGUCCCGGACAUAUAAGGCUCCUCGCAAUAAAUAACUUAUUAGCUGGAUGAGCAGAGUACAGUACACGUUAGAAAAGUGUUGUUACACAUCAAGCUUAUGAUAAUCAUAACCGUGAUACAAACAGGAGGAAGAAGGCUGUUUAUUGUUUCGUCACUUCAGCUUUUCCUUGUGGCUCCUUGUGGCUCUCAUUAACACGGGUCAUUUGUGCCUUGAGUUUAAGCAAAAACUGACACGUCAAAAGAUCGACAUGUUAAUAUGAUCAUAGGUGUUUAUUACAUGCAUUUUUUUUAAAACAGCGGAUUUAAUAUGUUAGUAGUAGUUUACAGUCUCGCUGAGAGUCCUGGUUUGAUAUUUGUGUAACUUUAUUCCAGUGCACGUUUGUUUGUUCUGAGAUUUUUUUUUUUCUCCAGAAAGUGUUUCGAGUGGAGACAAAGAAAGUACAUGCUGCAGCGUGUUUGAGGUGUAAGCUGUAUUCAUGCAGCCCUUGCAGAAGGCUCAAGCUGUUUUCUAUAAAACGUCAUGCCUUCUUAUUUUAUUUUUUAAGUACGUUCAGUUGUCUAAUUUAUUCUCGCCGUUUCUUUUCGAAUGUUACACGGUAAAAAUAAUUUGGUCUUUGACAUUUUUUUAAGUGUGUGUGUGUGUGUGUGUGGGGGGGGUUUAUCUUGGGUAAUUUUUUUUUCUACUUGACUAGCUUUUAUUUUUGAUUUACUUCAUUUUCGACUGUAUAUAGAAUUAUAUUCAUCAGGUUUACUGAAUACGCUAGUUUUGAGUUGUAGUUCACAAAGCUGAAUUCCCCAAGAAAUGGAGUUUUCCUCUCAAAUGAAAAUGUGUUACCAUUAGGUCAGUUUUAUAAACAUCCAUUUGCAUGUCCAGUUACCUUGUUUGUUUAUCUGGAUCCACACUUCAUUUUCUUAUUUGCACACUACGUGUUGAAUUGUUUCUGCUGUAUAAUACUGUGUUUUUACUUUGUAUUUGAUGUGUAAAAGUCUACUUAGCAGUCUUCUUUAUUACUCUCUGCAAAAAAAUAUAACAACUGUCAGGCAGCUGUGGAUAGAAAACUAUUUUAAUCUGAUGCUGGAGUUUUUUUUUCUUCUGCUGUCCAUAGAGCCUCAGUGUCUGUAAACAUAAAACAAUGUGACAUAUGCAUUGUAACGCCUCAGAUGAACCUAAACAGGCUUCAAGAAAUGCUGUUUUGAUUUCAUUUAACAGUUUUUUACCUGAACAACACACAUUUUCAACAAUGUGACAGAAAGUGAUUUUUUUAUUUGUUUUAAUGUAAAUGAAUGUCACCAUUCUCAACAAAAUAAAUCUUUGUCCUUUGGUUUAAAAAACGGAUUUGAAAAUCUUGUUUUUUUGAGUCAGACAUAACCAUGACAUGUCAGUGUUUACUGUUUUUUAGUGAGACAUCUGAAAUAACAAAGCU
Molecule: messenger RNA, 4877 nt
Organism: Anoplopoma fimbria (sablefish)
Lineage: Eukaryota; Metazoa; Chordata; Actinopteri; Perciformes; Anoplopomatidae
Gene: kctd17
Product: potassium channel tetramerization domain containing 17
Biological process (GO): proteasome-mediated ubiquitin-dependent protein catabolic process; protein homooligomerization
Cellular component (GO): Cul3-RING ubiquitin ligase complex; cytoplasm
Molecular function (GO): cullin family protein binding
Source: RefSeq, a predicted model, not a curated record